AUGCCUCAACUCCCCUACGUAACCCUCAACGUCUUCACCACCCAGCCACUAACAUCCGGCAACCCUCUCGCCGUGGUCACAAUCCCCCCUUCCACCACCAUAUCAAAAACCCAAGAACACCUUAUCGCCCGAGAAUUCGGAUACUCCGAGACGAUCUUCAUCUACCCAUCUUCGUCCUUAAGACCCGAACAACAAAACGAGGGAUAUACGAAGAUAGCCAUAUGGACUGUUUUGCAGGAAAUACCGUUUGCAGGACAUCCCACCGUGGGGGCUGGGUGGUACCUUGGUGGUGGUAGUGAAGUGAAGAAGGAAGGAGAGUUGUUGAUACCGGCUGGGAGGUUGAAGUAUGAAAAGGAUGUGGAUGGGAGGGUUAGGAUUGAUACGCCGCAUAAGAUUACUUUGUGGGGGAGGACUGUGAGUAGGAAACGGAUUGGGGAGAUUGUUGGGGUGCCGGUUGAGGAGUUUGGGGGGGAUGAAGGGGAGAUUUUUGAGAAUUCGACGGUGGGGGUGGCGAGGGCUAAUAAUGUUUUUGAGAGUUGGGUGGCUAAUACUACUACUAAUAGUAGUGGUAGUGGAGGAUGGGAUGCUAAUGGAAUACCCGUGGUUUCCAUUGUUGACGGGAUGACGUUCGCAUUGGUUGAAGUUAAGAGUGUGAGUGUUUUACAAGCGGUGAAGGUUGGAAGGAAAGGUGUGGUGUUGGAUAUGGUGACCGAUUUGGGGGCUACGAUUCCACCCGGUGGGAGGAGCUUCAUUGGGGUUUAUUGUUAUACAAUACUCGAAGAAACUAUCCAGGACGGGGUUAAAGGAAAAAUCAAGAUUAGAAGUCGAAUGUUUUUUAGAGGUGAUGGGGAGGAUCCGGCUACUGGAAGUGCAGCUUGUGCUCUUGGUAGUUAUUUGGCGAUUGUUAAGGGUAGUGGGGAAGGUGGUAAGGGGGUUGGAGAGUGGGAGUUUGAGGUCACGCAGGGAGUGGAGAUGGGGAGGAGGAGUGAUAUUGGGGUUAGGGUUUUACUUGAAGAUGCAGAUGCGAAUGGGAAGAGGGGGGUUAAGAAGGUUUAUUUGGAGGGGGAGGCGGUGAAGGUUAUGGAGGGGGUUUUGACGAUAUAA
This is a messenger RNA of Orbilia oligospora ATCC 24927, 1104 nucleotides long. RefSeq lists its product as uncharacterized. The transcript has a single exon. Gene Ontology annotation, cellular component: cytoplasm. NCBI's taxonomy places the organism in Eukaryota, Fungi, Ascomycota, Orbiliomycetes, Orbiliales, Orbiliaceae. Gene Ontology annotation, biological process: biosynthetic process. The record is from RefSeq and is a predicted model, not a curated record. Gene Ontology annotation, molecular function: isomerase activity. The coding region runs from base 1 to 1104 and encodes 367 amino acids.